AUUCAUUUCAUUACAUUACAUUUUCUUUCUCUGUAAAUAAUGAAUGUAAUUAUUGCACCUUGCCCAAAAAAGCCGUCUUCUACAAAAAGAAAAGAUUAUGAAACAUUAUUGAAAGAAAAUAUCGAUUUUGAAGACAUAAAUGAAGCUUAUCAAGAAUUACAACAAAUUUUGGAAUAUCAGCAAACAAAGGCUAACAACUAUGAUAAUUUCAUCAUCACACGUACAGAGAAUCCUCUCAUUCAAGAUUCAAGCUUUAUUCCUUCAAUCCAAACUUUUUCGCAGCCAAAUGUAAUGAAGCGUAUUAGAUCUUAUAGUGUUGAUGAUUCUCAUGCUGUAUUAUAUGAGGUACAGACUAAGUUGAACAUUCGCACUAUUCGAAAUGCUUAUCUGUCAAUAGAAUUAGUUCUACCUCAUAAUAGUAAUAAGCUGAUGUCACUUUCCUCAUAUAAAAAUAUAAAUAAUGAUAAGAGUUCUUUGUUACCAAGAAGUAUUAUUAGUGUAAAAGGAUGUACAAUGUUUAUUUAAUUGAAUUGACUAUAUCUGUCCUUAUGAUACUUUAUACGUAUAUAAUUUAUAUAAAAGUUUUUUUUUUUUUGGUAAAAAUUAAAUAAAUAAAUGACUAUAGAUAUGCUUAUAAUAAUAAAAGUGAGAGAAAGGGGAAGUUGAGGGGAGGGGAGGGGAGGGGAAAGAGAGAGUGAAAGUGAGAGUGAGAGUGAUAUGCAUGUAAAAU
Molecule: messenger RNA, 730 nt
Organism: Cokeromyces recurvatus
Lineage: Eukaryota; Fungi; Mucoromycota; Mucoromycetes; Mucorales; Mucoraceae
Exons: 4
Coding region: 40-525 (161 amino acids)
Source: RefSeq, a predicted model, not a curated record